CAGUGAAACAAACUGGGCAGGGCAAUCGAAGUUGGGACAAUUUACGGAGGUUUCUGAUGCCGGAUAGUCGACGACAAUAAGGAUAUGUAUACAGCUAAUAUGUAUAGUAUUCUAUUGUUGUGUCAUUUAGCGUAGUAAGGAGCCUAUCCAUGUCAAAUAAUUUUCUACUUAUACGAGGAGUUUAAUGUAUUUCGCUAGAAAAUUGAAGCUUAACUGAAAACAAACUAACGUCCCUCCUGACUUGAACUGAGGAUGAUUUUUGCUAAUACUGGGAACCCACUAAGGACUCCGUAUCGCAAACAGCCAUCUGUUGCCUCAUCAUCACAUCCCAUGGCUCCACCCAGCCCAAGCAACAAUAGCAGCAGCAGUAGCACUACAGGUUGGGACCAGCUCAGCAAAACAAACCUCUACAUCCGAGGCCUGUCCCCUUUAACCACAGACCAUGACCUGGUCAAGCUCUGUCAGCCGUAUGGCAAAAUUGUGUCAACAAAGGCCAUCCUGGACAAGACUACAAACAAAUGCAAAGGGUAUGGCUUUGUGGACUUUGACAGCCCUGCUGCAGCUCAGAAAGCAGUGGCUGCCCUGAAGACCACUGGUGUCCAAGCUCAGAUGGCAAAGCAACAGGAACAAGACCCGACAAACUUGUACAUCUCCAAUUUGCCUAUGUCUAUGGAUGAGCAGGAACUGGAGAACAUGUUGAAGCACUUCGGCCAGGUCAUCUCCACACGCAUCUUGAGGGACUCCAACGGAGGCAGCAGAGGAGUGGGCUUUGCAAGGAUGGAGUCAACUGAAAAAUGUGAUGCAGUCAUUUCUCACUUCAAUGGAAAGUUUAUUAAGACACCUGCAGGUGUUCCAGCACCAUCUGAACCUUUGCUGUGCAAGUUUGCCGAUGGUGGACAGAAAAAGCGACAAAGUCAGAAUAAAUUUGCCCUGAAUGGUCGUGGUUGGGGAAGGGACAUUAACUCCAGACUGGCCGGAAUGACACUCACAUAUGACCCCAGUGCAGCUGCUAUGCAAAAUGGGUUUUUCCCACAAGCAUACAGUAUUUCAAACAGGAUGAUUGCGCAAACGUCCAUGUCUCCUUACAUGUCUCCAGUUUCAACAUACCAGGUGCAGAACCCAUCCUGGAUGACUCAUCAGCCCUACAUUAUGCAGCACCCAGGUACUGUGAUAUCGCCCUCUAUGGACCCAUCUAUGUCACUACAGCCUACUUCCAUGAUGGCCCCUCUUGCACAGCAGAUGAGUCACCUGUCUAUGGGAAAUGCAGGAACAUUUAUGGCCACAAACACAUCUAUGCAAGGAGCAUUUAUCCCACAGUAUGCCCACAUGCAGACAUCAAAUGUUCCUGUAGAGGAAAAGGGUCAAUUUUCCCAAGGGACCCCUUAAAAUCACCCCCAUUUUCCUACCAACAACCCCAAGUAUGCUGAGGAAACUUUUUGGCCUGCUAAAAAAAUCAUUUCUACAAAGCAACGGAGCUAAGGCUUUUACUUUUUUGCCGGGUUUUCGGCAAAUUCUGUGAGAUAUUUUUGGUAUCAUUGUCAUCAAAUGAUUUGAAUUAUAUAUAUAUAAAUUUAAAAAAAAAAGUUUUUAAAAAGUUUUAUUUUCAUACUAGAAAAUGUUUAUUUUUUACCAAGAAUUGCCGCAGGAUAAAAGGAAGACUAGUUAUUAAAGUGCAUGAUAGUAAUUAUGUCUUUUGUUAAUAUUUCCAGAUUUUUUUUUCUUCUGAAGACCUUUUUUUUCAGUCAGACAUUUUGAAAAAAUGUUUUUUGUGUUGCGUGUGGUGUUGCUAUGGUGAAGGUUUUUGUGUUGUUUUUUUUUUUUUAAAGUGAUUUUCUAGUUUCAAAUCUUGCUGUCUGAUUAAAAUUUGCCUUCAUAGUUUGAUACAGAGUUGACAAAACAAACCCCCCAAGAAAAAGAAUAAAAAAAAACAAGUUUUGACUUGCCUUGCUUUGCCAGUAGACUUUUUUAACAAAUCAAUGUUUUUUUGCUUUUUUCCCCUCCCAAAAAUAUGAAAUGAAGAAAAAGGUUUUUUUAAAACAAAAUCUCCACAUUGAUCAUUUUAUUGGAUACAUUUUUAGUAAGAAACCUACUGUUUUGGGUGUUUCCUUUUUAAACUUCCUUGUUGAUUAUUGUAGAAAGCGAAAUUGAACUUUACAGGGUGGGGAAAGAGAAGGGCAAAAGUAUUUUGGGUUGUUUGGGUGGGUUUUUUUUUUUUUUCUUUUCGGUGAGUUAAUUUUUUUGGGGGGUGUCUUUUUCACUUUUAUUUCAAAAAACUAACAGGAAACGACUUAUAUUUGCAAAAAAAAAAAAACACAAGCCCGUAAUAAAUUGGGGAAAGUUCACGAGUUGGGGGGUAAAAUUAGAUGGUUAUGUUUUUUGAACCCCUUUUUAAAAAAAACUAGGCACUUUUAAUUGUAUUUUUACUUUUUACAAAAUUUUUGAACUAGAACUGAGAAAACGUCGUCUUUUAACCGGACCACAACUCUGCGAACUAGAUCGCAGUUUGGACAGUGUGCCUUUUUUGUACAAUUACAUUCAGUUUUAUUAGGUAAUUGUACAGUACGGACACGGACAAGCAUGAAGGAAGGUCUGGAUCCAGCAAGUGCCCCCAUUUAAAUUUUAUACUUAAAAGUAAAGGAAAUUGAACAUUAUGUAAAAAAGAUUUAAAAAUCCAAAAUCUAAGGGGCAGUGCUUGACCUUUUUUUUAAAAAA
Etheostoma spectabile (orangethroat darter) is the source of this 2712-nucleotide messenger RNA. RefSeq names its product RNA binding motif, single stranded interacting protein 1b (gene rbms1b). Bases 253 to 1386 code for a protein of 377 amino acids. Gene Ontology annotation, molecular function: RNA binding. The transcript is spliced from 13 exons. Lineage: Eukaryota; Metazoa; Chordata; Actinopteri; Perciformes; Percidae. The record is from RefSeq and is a predicted model, not a curated record. Gene Ontology annotation, cellular component: ribonucleoprotein complex.